ACAAAGACAGUCCCACUCUCUCGGCGUUGGAAGCCUGGGUCCAGUGGCACGAAAAGUCGUUACACCUGGAGAUUUCCUCAGCUGCAUUGGAUGGCCCUGUUGUCUUUUGUGCUCCAACACGCCCUGAGCACUCCACAAUGCUUUGCUGCGUCGCCCUCUCAGCCGUUGAACCUUCUUAUUGGUUUCUUCUGCCUGUUCAGCUGAAGCAGUCUUCACAUGCUGGAAGCCAGCAACUUGAAUUCAGAACAGAAUGAUGCUGGGACCAGUGAGGACUUUUGGCUUAACCAUUCCAUGGCAAACCAGCCAGAGCCCGUGAAAGAUGAUGGACUUAGAAAAUCUCUUGAUCAUUUCUAUGAAGUAUAUGGUCAGGCACUACCCCCUCCAGAGGACGCACUCUCUACAGCAGUAUCUCGUCGCCUUUCUCAGAAAAUCACAGAGCUCAGCAGCCAAGAGAGUCAAAAGUAUGCCCUCCACAGUUUUCAGAUGGCCCAAGUGAUCUUAAACCGGGACGGAUAUUCUGUUAUACAAAGUCACUGUAAAGAUGUUCACUUCUAUCCCCUGGAAGAAGGAAAUGCAUCUCAGGACACACAAAAACCAACGCCAGGACUUUCGACAGAUGUCAUUAGUUUCCUCUUAAAGGAGAGUAAAACAAAACAAGCAUAAUUCAUGUAGGUUAAGGAGCUGGACUGGACAUACAAUUUGUUGUUAGUAGCUGAUUUAAGUGGCCUGACAGGAGAUGUGAAAGCAGAUGGGAAAUAGUGUUUCUAUGAAAAUGAAUCUGCAGAGUCAGGUGCAGUAUGCCAUUCAAUGAAAUGAAGCUGAAAUAAAGAAUUUUGAACUAAAUGAAAUAAAGAAUAUAUGAACUAAAAGAAUGCAAAUAAAGAGCUAAAUCAGAAUAGAA
This is a messenger RNA of Monodelphis domestica (gray short-tailed opossum), 901 nucleotides long. The record is from RefSeq and is a predicted model, not a curated record. Lineage: Eukaryota; Metazoa; Chordata; Mammalia; Didelphimorphia; Didelphidae.